GACAUCUUGCGAACGCGUCAGAUUCCAGGAAGGUUACCCACCAAGGAAGAAUUCAGGCUCUCAGAGCAUUUGGUUGUUUCAGAAAUGGAGUGUUUAGAUAUCUGCUUGCGAAGACCAACGUGUGCUUCUUUCAACGUGCUCACAAAGACCAGCCACAUAAAUUGCAUUGCUUACAAUGACAUCCCGAAUUCUUUGCAUCUAAAACCAACAUAUCAAAACAGCGGAUGGCUCUUUUUCAACGUCAGCUCACUUGAACUGCAACAGGUUAGUUAUCACAAAUCAACCGCUGAUUAUGUCGAUGGAAGCGAAACAAAGUUGAUGCAUCCUUGGGUAGUUAAGAUUUGUCAGUUGAUUCUGUUUUUGAUGUCAAUUGUAUAGCAAUGGUACCGGAUUUUCAAAGGUUUUAAUUAGCUAAGAGAAAAUCGAACUAAAACUGAGCUGUGCUAGUGAGCAUUUCCCAAUUACAAUGACAGAAAUAGCAGGGAAAGAUGUUACUUGUUUGGGAUAGAGAUGGAUAUUGAAGUCAACCAUCGAAUCAAACACAACCUGUGAACUUUGCAGGUGACUGGUAAAGCAUCGGAGCGGAAACCCUGUCUGGAUUUUGUCUUCUCGUGGGAGACCCCACGCUUGUCACAAAAUGAAAAACAACUUCCCUUAUACCAGAAAGUCUAAGAGCCAAAAUAAAUUAGCACUUUCUACCGCUACAAACAUUUUGAUCUAAAACGAAAUAGAAGUGAAAAAAAACAUGAAAACACUACGAAGACCACAUGUACCUACACAAGAGAACAACAAACAAAACACAUACAAAACAAAAACAAAAGAAAAAUGUAAAGGAUACAACAAACCUACCAUUUUUUUAAUUUUCUAUCGAAAAAAACAUGUUACAGGAGCCAUGCAAGUAAAAGGGAAACUCCCAAAUCUAAAGUCGAUUUUACAAACUGAAUUGGAAAAUAAUUCCUCUUUCCUUGUGAUUCUGGUCAGAUUUUGCCGAUCUGAUCGAAAAUGCGCAGAAAAACUUUUAUCGGAAUGCUCGGAUUAUCAUGAAGAUAUUAUUCGCUCUUCUUUAAUUUUUUCUUUUUGGCAAUCGCUUCGGCUUUUAAAAGAGUUAGGAAAUUUAUCUAUAUGUUAGCACUGUAAAAAAACAGCUUUAUGUUUUUAAAUUCAUAAUACUACCUUAGUUCAUUUCAUUUACAUGUGAGGUCUAAUUAAUGGCUUUAAGUAAAAUAGGAAAAAGCUAAUUAGAGUAGUUUUGGUGAUAAAUUUUUAUCAAAAAUUCAUUGGAUUACGGCAAAACUGUUAAUGGCAGCUGCAAACUACUUAUUUGUCCUUAAAAAAGCAAUAAUGAUAAUUCGAAACCACCAGCCAUUUGAGUUCAUAUUUAUUCCACUUUACACAUCAAAAAGUGAAGGAAUAAUGACCAGUAACGUUAUUAUAGAAAUACUUUUUAUGCAUAAAGGCACUAUCGACCGGAAAAGAACAGAAUCGGUUUUUUAUGAGAUUCUAUUCGGUAUCACAUAACAAAAAUUAAAGCUAAAAGGUUCUACACGUUUUUUACAUUUGGGUUAGUUAAGAUAUGUUGCUCAUGCUCAUUGUUGGCUGCUGACAUUAGCCAUAUACCAAAUGGAAAAGCACUGAGGUCUAGAUUUCUUUGAAAGAGUUGAUGGACAUCUGCGCAUGUCACGAAUUUUCAUUGGAAUUCAUACCAACAGUAUAAACCAAUUAAAAGGACAGGAAUUGAAAAUAAGAAAUAAAAAAGGAAGGAUUUUGAAAGAUUUCAUAUCCUUUGUAUUCGCGAAAGUAAUAUAACCGCUCACUUGUCGCUGAGGCCCGCUUAGCACACAAUUAACGCUUUAACUGAAGCACAACUUACACAAAUUGCAUCCUCGCGAUCGACAUACAACAGUUUACGGGAAAAUGUGUCAAGUAUUCAAAGGAUAUUGAUGCCUACGUCUUACCCUUAAAAAAAAAAAACCCAAACUACACCACUUUUGGGAUUUUCAAAAAUUUUGAAAAUUUACUAUGCCGGUAUUGCUAUGGUUUUCACACGUGAGCCUGCAAACGUUUGUGACAAUCCAGACGUUUCUCAGCUCCACUGACUGCUUCACAACCUCAGUUGUUGUAUCCCCAUAGGCUUAAGGGAAAUCUCUGCUUCGUUUUCCUCCUUCUCAUAAAAAGCUAAUUUGCACAUACCUUUUUUUAAACAGAUUUUGUCUUCAAAUACUCAUUCCUGCUUCGCAACUAAGAUCCGUAAGUUUGUACGAUUUUUUGGCAAGAUCAUUAUUUGAAUGCACGGACAAAGACACUGAAUGUAAGAGCAGUGAGAUCACCCUCACUCUACGUCCUAGUAGCCUCAUUCAGUAUAGUGGUUUAAUAUGUGCCCCAUAAAUUACAAACAUUCCAUCGUUUUUUAGAGAAGACAGGAUUCUUAAAAUGAGCGCUGUCUUAAUUAAGUUAAGCCUGAAUUAAUGUUGCAUCUUUGUCACAAAAGGAAAUAAUAAAAGCUGAGGCACUUGAUUGUCGAGUGAAUGCGGUAAUUAUCAACUUCUGCUGCAGUUAAUAUUAAGAUAUUUAACUGAGCGCCGAAGGGUAAUUUCUUUUCUUCAUUCAUUUAUCUCCAACAGCUGACGCCCUCACCGACGAAGAUGACUUCUUACUGACUGAUGCUGAGUCUUGGUUGAGCAAGCCAUAGUGACACAGCUGGUUGUGGAAAGAAAAUUCUCCCUCGAACUUUAUCAAAAUACGCCAAAGUAAUUGCAACCAUUUCUAAAAGCCUUUAAUUAUUCAGAGGUUUUAAUAAUUUUCUCCAUUAGCGGCUGCUCAUACAUACAUAUAUACAUAAACUUAAUUGGGUCUCCCUUAACAGGGCUUUUCAGACACAACUAACUAUCUCUACAGUUCAUAAUUUAACAAUCGUAGUUUAUAAUCAUAAUAAAAAGCAAAAUGUCAAUGAUGCCUAUUCCAUUUAUUAAAUAUAAUGUUACAUAGUAUUUUCUUGAAGUUUUUUAUACCCUGAUACACUGAAGAUCCUUUAAAAAGCUAUUCCAUUGUUUGGCACUGAGCACAAAAAUAGAAGCUCCGUUGUCCUGUCACUUGACAAGCGGCAGCGUGGAGAGCUCAAAUCUUUGGAUCUUCUCCUGUUUCUUCUAUGAAUCGCCGACCGUUUUGUAAAGUUAUUCGAAAGAUAACCUGAUACGUACUAAGCCAUUCAAACAUUUAAAAACUAAGACUAAAUCUUUAAAUAAAAACUUUUCGGAAACAUUCAGCCAUUUAAGAGAUCUGCUACCCUCGGAAAUGCGAUCAUAUUUCCUUAAACAUAAAGCAAUUCUGGCGGUAAACAAUUCUGUCAGUUUAUGGUUUAAUAGCCGACUGUAACGUUAGGUGAUCGAAAUCCAAACAUGAAAAUAUCGGCGGUGAAAGGUUCCUGUUGUCGACGGAAAGACUGACGAACCCCAUGUCUAUUGGCUAUAGCACUUUAAAAACAAAGAAAAGAAACGGAGAGUUUAGAUCAUUAAACACUUUACCAUUAGCCACUUACUUAAUAAAUUAACAAAUGGUUACUGCUAACACAAAAUUCAGCAACAAAGUUAUAAAUUUUAGCCAGACAAGAGUACCGCCAUAACACGAAAACCAAUCGCAAUUGGUUGAUCGCAAGUGAUCAUAACGAGAUCCAGCCUAAAAGCACUUCACGCACACCACACAGGUGAAUACUAUGCUUUUAGCGCGCGCCGAUGGGCUGGUUCGGAAGUGAUAACUCACCUAUUCACCUCGCUCCAAGAGGCCAGAGACAAACUCACCCGUCAAGAGUUUAUUUUCCGACUAUUUUUAGGUAAAUCGACAAAAAUUAACUUUGUGUGUGUGUGUGUGUGUGUGUGUGUGUGGUAUAUACUAAAGCAUUUAUCUACCUCAGUGUCAAGGAUAAUGGUGGAUAUUUUCCUCCACUUUGUUAAAUUAUUUACAGUAAAAUUACGUCCCUUAAUAAUUUCUUUUAAUUUUUCUGUCAAAAGAAAUGACCAAUUGUCUAAAAAUUAUAAAACAAAAUUAAAGCGAGACACCCAGGCUGAUAAAACUGUUUUCACUUUAGCACAGUCUUUGACAGGGUGUCAAAACCACUUCCACGACUUCAACAUUUGAACAGAUCCUUGAUGGACACAGAGUUGAUAAUGAUUAGAGAAAGUUUACUAAGAAUUUUUUUCUGUUUUCUUAUUUUUUUUGUAACCGGAGGAUCAUGCUGGAAUUCUUACGAUAACUUUGAGAAUAUCUUGCGGACUCGUCAAAUUCCCGGAAGGUCAGACAAUGGUGAGCACCGGCUCUCAAAACAGUUUGUAGUUUCAAAAAUGGCAUGCCUUGACAUCUGCUUGCGAACAACAAGAUGUGCUUCUUUUAAUCUGCUAGAGAGGACUAAUAAGAAAUGCAACUGCAUCAUACUUGACAAAACUCCUCGGGAAUCAGAUAAACUGAAACGCACAGAUACAGGUUGGAUGAAUUUCAACGUUAGCUCGCAAGAACUUCAGAAG
Messenger RNA from Pocillopora meandrina, 4514 nucleotides. The record is from the annotation of a GenBank genome assembly. NCBI's taxonomy places the organism in Eukaryota, Metazoa, Cnidaria, Anthozoa, Scleractinia, Pocilloporidae.